AUUGCUUUCCACCAUGUCGCUUUGUUGCCAUCCUCCCAGCCCACAAUGGCCUCCAAGAUACUGCCUGCUACGGUAGCCCGCCGGGCUUUCCCCCUGUGCCCGACCGUUCGCAUUAUUCCGCAAACCUUCGCCUGGACGCCGCCAAUAGCCCGCUGCCAGUCGCAGUCACACAGACCCGCCGUACGAAUUGCAGGGCAACGGAGAGCCAUUUCCUCCACUACGAGGAGACGGUUCGCAGCCGUUGACGAUGCCCUGGAUCCCCGGCUACUAGAGCGCGAAAGCGACGAGGUAGAUGUUUGCAUCAUCGGCGGAGGACCUGCUGGGUUGGGUGCCGCCAUUCGUCUGAAGCAAUUGGCCAACGAGGCGGGCAAUGAGGACUUCAGGGUCCUCGUCUUGGAGAAGGCGGGAGAGCUGGGGGAUCAUAUUGUCUCUGGCAAUGUAACCGAGCCCACAGCCUUGAACGAGCUUCUCCCGGAUUGGAACUCGGAAGAGAACCCCAACCGCUUCGAGCAUGCGACACCUGCAAAGGUCGACCGGAUGCGCUUCUUGACGAAGAACAAGGCCAUCCCCUUACCAAAGCCUCCUCAGAUGGCGAAUCAUGGCAACUACAUUCUAAGUCUCAACCAGCUGGUCAAAUGGCUGGGCGAACGCGCAGAAGAGAUUGGUGUAGAAAUCUAUCCUGGAUUCGCGGCUUCGGAAAUCCUCUACAACCACGAGGGUGUUGUCAAAGGCGUAGCGACCAACGACCUGGGCAUUGGCAGGGAUGGCAAGCCCAAGGACUCUUUUGAGCGUGGCAUGGAGUUCCACGCAAAAGUGACUCUUCUGGCCGAAGGUUGCCAUGGCAGUCUUGCAAAGCAGGUGAUUAAGAAGUAUGACCUGAGACGGGACAGCCAACCGCAAACAUACGGGCUGGGUAUCAAAGAGGUCUGGGAAAUCCAACCCGAAAAGUUUGAGUCCGGCCUUGUUGUCCACUCCAUGGGUUAUCCCCUGCCUUCGGACACUUAUGGAGGCGGCUGGAUGUACCACUUUGGUGACAACUUGGUCAGUAUCGGUCUGGUCGUCGGUUUGGACUACCCGAACCCCUGGCUCUCCCCCUAUGCCGAGUUCCAGAAGAUGAAGCAGCAUCCGAUGUACCGCCAAUACCUCGAAGGAGGCAAAUGUAUCUCGUAUGGUGCCCGUACCCUCAUCGAAGGAGGGUUCCAGUCGAUACCCAAAUGCGCUUUCCCCGGUGGUGCCCUUAUCGGAGAUACCGCAGGAUUCGUCAACCUGCCAAAGGUCAAGGGUACCCAUACGGCGAUGAAGUCUGGCAUGCUUGCGGCAGAGGCGACAUGGGACGCGCUGCAGGGUAACCCUGAUGGUGGAACCGUGUUUCUCUACGACUACGAAGAUAAGCUCCGCCAGUCCUAUAUCUGGUCGGAGCUCAAGGAGGUCCGGAAUAUGCGGCCUUCGUUCCACAACCCACUCGGGCUCUACGGGGGCAUCUUGUACUCUGGUCUUGAAGCCUACGUUUUCCGCGGCAAAGCUCCAUGGACUUUGAAGCACCGCAAGCCGGAUCACGCCGCCACCAAGCUCGCGGAUGAAUGCAAGAAGAUAGAGUACCCCAAACCCGACGGCAAGAUUAGCUUUGAUAUCCUUACCAGCGUCAGCCGAAGCGGAACAAACCACGAAGAGGACCAGCCUGUGCAUUUGCAGGUCAAGGACUGGGACAAGCACGCCCAGAUGGAGUGGCCUAAAUACAAGGGAGUCGAGAAUCGUUUCUGCCCGGCUGGUGUCUAUGAGUAUGUCGAGGACGAGAGCAAGGAGCUUGGCGUGAGAUUCCAAAUCAACGCCCAGAACUGCGUCCACUGCAAGACAUGCGAUAUCAAAGACCCCAGUCAGGACAUCAACUGGGCUACUCCCCAGGGUGGCGAGGGCCCCAAGUACGUACUAACUUGAGAUUUCGGUAUCAAGCUCUUAUAUCGCUGCACAUGGUUUAUUGUUUGGAGUCAGCUGGCGUCUUGCAUGUUUGCAUAUGUAUAUUAGCCCAGCGUUUGGAUGCAAGCUAGAGCGGAAGACUGUAUAGGAGCAUGUCGUUAUACCCAAAUUAAGACAGUUCAGU
Molecule: messenger RNA, 2098 nt
Organism: Westerdykella ornata
Lineage: Eukaryota; Fungi; Ascomycota; Dothideomycetes; Pleosporales; Sporormiaceae
Exons: 2
Coding region: 46-1935 (629 amino acids)
Biological process (GO): electron transport chain
Cellular component (GO): mitochondrial inner membrane
Molecular function (GO): electron-transferring-flavoprotein dehydrogenase activity; iron-sulfur cluster binding
Source: RefSeq, a predicted model, not a curated record